AUGUGGAUGAAGUCGCUGGUGAUGAACGGCAACGGAUGCACCAUCUACGACCAAAACGGCGCCGUCGUGUACCGGGUCGACAACUACCAGAAGAAGGGCGGGCGGGAGGUCUGCCUCAUGGACCUCAGGGGCAAUCUCGUCUUCACGAUACUCAAGACGGCUUCCUUCUUGUGCCCGUUUUUGUCGAGGAAGUGGAAGGGCUACCGAUGCGACGAGGAGACGGCGUCGUUUGCUGUCGCGAGGAAGAGAUUAUUCGCGACGACGGAUUUGUGUUGCGAGGGCCGGUAUAGGUUGGAAGCGUCGUGUGGCGGGAAGGUGACGGCGUUUAAGAUAACGGACGUGGUUAGCGGCGGAGUGGUGGCGGAGGCGAAGAGGAAGCAGCAGUCGAUGUUGACGGAGGGGAACGGAGUGUUGUUGGGGAACGACGUGAUGACGUUGGUGGUUCAGCCGGGAGUUGACCGGUCGCUUGUUAUGGCUCUGGCCACCGUCUAUGGCUUGAUGAGCCGUAGAUUGUGA
Messenger RNA from Linum tenue, 516 nucleotides. Lineage: Eukaryota; Viridiplantae; Streptophyta; Magnoliopsida; Malpighiales; Linaceae. The record is from the annotation of a GenBank genome assembly.